Cadophora gregata is the source of this 300-nucleotide messenger RNA. RefSeq lists its product as uncharacterized. The record is from RefSeq and is a predicted model, not a curated record. The transcript has a single exon. The coding region runs from base 1 to 300 and encodes 99 amino acids. NCBI's taxonomy places the organism in Eukaryota, Fungi, Ascomycota, Leotiomycetes, Helotiales, Ploettnerulaceae.
AUGGCUCCCAAACAGUUUUCCUUCGGAAAACGGCGAGAAAAGCAUGAAAUAAAUCAUACCCAUAUUCCAGAUCUAAACACUCUUCACAGUCUUGCGACUGUGACCUGUGUUGACAGCAAAACUUGGCUAAUCAAAACCAGCGAGACAAAAACCAAUCCUCUGGAGAAGCCAAACUCAAUUUCUGAAAAACAUAAACAUACAUGGAAGUACAGAAAAAAUAGCACAGUGCUUGAAGGUCUUGUCUGUCCCUUAUGGUCAUUUCAAGGACUACUUGAUGCUCCAACGACCCUGAUCAAAUGA